Messenger RNA from Naegleria lovaniensis, 1104 nucleotides. RefSeq lists its product as uncharacterized. Lineage: Eukaryota; Heterolobosea; Eutetramitea; Acrasida; Naegleriidae. The transcript has a single exon. The record is from RefSeq and is a predicted model, not a curated record. Bases 1 to 1104 code for a protein of 367 amino acids.
AUGUAUUUAAAUACUAAUUUUCAUCAUCCAAACCUGUGCUUCCCAAUUCAACCUCCAAGUAGUUGCUCUUCCGAAGCCUUACAAAUCUCAGUCCAGGGAAAUGAACUCAUCUUCUCCAAACCCAGCAGUCCCAACGACAAGGUCUCAAUCUCGUUUCAUAGAACUUUAAGAAUUCCAAUGGACGGAAAGGUGUAUCCAUUACCACCAAGCUUGGGUAAAUUCCCAAUCAAAAAAGUAGAUGAUUAUUUGCAUUCUGUACCUGAAUCUUGGAGAAAACACGGUGGAGUGUUUAUUCCGCUAUAUCAGAGAGAGGCCAUGUGGAUGAACUUUUCAAAUACCUCUCCUGAGUAUCCUCAUGCUUUGAAGAUUGGUGUUGGAAAAGUAAAUGCCUUAUCAGGGGAAGGGUGGGAUGAAAGUAUGAAGCAAAGAAAUGUUCAAGAUUAUUGUGUGACUCCAAAACAACCAUGGUUAGAUGGAAUUAAUAAUGGAAAUGGUACCAUUCGUCAAUUUGUGGCCAUGCCUUUGGGAGGAGGGUAUACGGUGGAAGGCCAGGUAACUGGUGAAGAAGAACAUGGUGGCCUUCAAAUUGUUUGCUACAGCGCGAACGAACAAAAAAGAAUUCAAAAGUAUGGUCGUCCUCAGACCAUGUUAUGUGACAUGAUGGAAUUGAAAUCAUGUGCUCCUAGUUGCUCCUCUGUACAGAAAAAGAAGAAGAAGGAAUGUGAAAUGGGUCUGGCUGCUGGUGGAACGAUGAAACAAACAAUUUUUGAGGACAAACUUGGAUAUAAUUUUUGGGAUGAAUCAUCAAAGGCAAGAGUAUUCGUGCACAUUGUGAACAGUGAAAUGUACAAACAGAUUACAGGAGAAAAUGCACCUGCUUGCCCAAUAUCAGCCAAGACAUACACCCAAUACAAAUAUCCAUGGUAUGACUAUUAUUCUGAAGGAUCUCACAUUGAGAAGAGCAAUAUUUUGAAUAAUAAGGUCAAAACGAUCAACCAAAUUGACAAGCAAAAAUACAAAUGGCCCUUGCAAGACACAACCACAAUACCCAUCUCGAAUGUGAAAGUGAUCAAAUCUAAUGAAGUCAGAGAUGGUGACUGGUAA